AUGACCAACACCAACACCAACGACUCCGGACGUUUCCUUGAACCACCGCAGACCUCGCUCGACUAUCUGAUUCUGUUUGCCAUAGGUAGCGUAUUCAUCGGUCUCAUAAUCUCCACCAUCGGAUACAUCAUUCCCCGGAGCCACACCCCCGACCCCUCACUCACUGCAAGACAACAAGAAGCUGUCGACACCUACUACGCCAAACUCGGCAACGAUCUCGACAUUUGCAUCGUCGUCGGUAUGGCCUUUAUCGGAUUGGGCGGCAUUGUGACGUCCGCCGUGUUUUGUAAGACUAUUAUAUGCCGAGAAUGUGACGUUGGGGACGAGGAGACCUACGGCCUGACAGACCACCCGGGCCAAGUUGAUGGUGAGGGGUACGGGACAGUCGAGGGGGGUCAGUACAGGCCGUUACAUACACCGACAAGUGACUAG
Molecule: messenger RNA, 432 nt
Organism: Haliotis rubra (blacklip abalone)
Lineage: Eukaryota; Metazoa; Mollusca; Gastropoda; Lepetellida; Haliotidae
Product: transmembrane protein 74B-like
Exons: 1
Coding region: 1-432 (143 amino acids)
Source: RefSeq, a predicted model, not a curated record